This is a messenger RNA of Perca fluviatilis (European perch), 712 nucleotides long. Its product is annotated as immunoglobulin alpha-2 heavy chain-like. Gene Ontology annotation, cellular component: blood microparticle; external side of plasma membrane; immunoglobulin complex, circulating. Bases 8 to 712 code for a protein of 234 amino acids. Gene Ontology annotation, molecular function: immunoglobulin receptor binding; antigen binding. NCBI's taxonomy places the organism in Eukaryota, Metazoa, Chordata, Actinopteri, Perciformes, Percidae. Gene Ontology annotation, biological process: B cell receptor signaling pathway; defense response to bacterium; phagocytosis, recognition. The record is from RefSeq and is a predicted model, not a curated record. The transcript is spliced from 5 exons.
CAUCAACAUGUUCUCUGUAGCUCUGAUACUGCUGCUGGCUGCUGGAUCCUGUGUGAACAGUAUUGAUCUCAUCCAGACAGACUCAAUGGUUGUGCAGCCUGGACAGUCUCUGACCAUCAGCUGUCAGGUCUCUGGUUAUUCUUUGACUGAUGACAGCUAUGCAACAGGUUGGAUCAGACAGAGUGAAGGAAAACCAAUGGACUGGAUUUCCCAUCAGUGGGAAGGAGGUAGCCUUCGUCAAAAUGAUGCUCUGAAGAACAAGUUCAGCUACAGCAGAGACACUUCUGCUCUAACAGUGACUCUAAAAGGACAGAAUGUGCAGCCUGAGGACACAGCUGUGUAUUACUGUGUAAGUUACCCCACAGUGAUACAAACCACCAACAGACCUGCACAAAUACCCAGCAACCAGUUCAAUGCACCCAUCUUCUUUGAGCCUCCAUCCUCCAACUGGGUUCCAGAGAAGAGGUUUGACCAGGUGGCUGUGACGCCACACUGCUGUUUGGUACAAGGCUCUCAGCACUUGUUGGCCCAGUACUGGCGAUCCUCCAUCUCCAACUGGGUUCCAGAGAAGAGGUUUGACCAGGUGGCUGUGACGCCACACUGCUGUUUGGUACAAGGCUCUCAGCACUUGUUGGCCCAGUACUGGCGAUGUUGUAACACCACAAGCAGUUUGUACAGAAUUGGGAGAGGGCCACUGCCCUCACAAGACUGA